Messenger RNA from Penicillium nucicola, 933 nucleotides. Its product is annotated as urease accessory protein UreF. Gene Ontology annotation, molecular function: nickel cation binding. Bases 1 to 933 code for a protein of 310 amino acids. The transcript is spliced from 2 exons. Lineage: Eukaryota; Fungi; Ascomycota; Eurotiomycetes; Eurotiales; Aspergillaceae. The record is from RefSeq and is a predicted model, not a curated record.
AUGUUCCUCACCACCGAGCUCGAGGCCGAAGUCGCCCAGCUCGAAUCCCGCCUCGCAGAUGCCCGCGCGCAACUAGCAGCCUCCGAAUACCCCAGCCCUCCAUCCUCGCACACAAACAGCUGGGCAAUGAAAGAACCAUGCACAUAUAAGAACCACCAUAAUAAUAAAUUCACCACCCCCUCCUCCUCCCUCCACGCCCUCCUGCUCCUCUCCGACUCCGCCUUACCACUAGGCUCAUUCGCCUACUCCAGCGGGCUGGAGUCCUACCUCGCACAUAACAAACCGCGCCGGUCGCAAUCCCCCGUCACAUCCUUCCACCGCUUCCUCAAACUCUCCAUAGCCUCAAUCGCAAGCACAUCCCUGCCCUACGUGCUAGCCGGCUACCGCGACCCCACCAUCCUCUCCACACUAGACAACGACCUCGACGCCUCCACCCCCUGCAUAGUCGGACAGCGCGCCAGCAUCGCCCAAGGCCGGGCCCUAAUCGGCGUCUGGGAGCGCGCGUUCCGAGUCUCCUUCGCUGGCCCCGAGAACCCCGCUGGUCGGGAUGCUGAGGCGGCGGUGGCGGCGAUUGACGACCUGAGCGAUGCGCUCAAGUCUUCGCUCGAGGACGACGAUCUAGGGCCCAAGGGGCACUUUGCGCCGCUCUGGGGUGUGGUGUGUCGCGCCAUGGGACUGGAUUUGCAGGAGACGGCGUAUGUGUUUGUGGUCAACCAUGCCAAGGCCGUUUUGAGUGCGGCGGUGCGGGCUUCUGUGAUGGGCCCGUAUCAGGCGCAGAAUGUGCUGGCGAGUCAGACUUUGCAGGAUACCAUUAUGAAGAGGAUUGGGCGGGAGUGGAAUACUCCUGUGGAGGAGGCUGGGCAGGUUGUUCCGGCGUUGGAUUUAUGGAUUGGGAGACAUGAGUUGUUGUAUAGUAGAAUCUUUAACUCAUGA